ACUAAUGGCAAAUGGGGACCAUCUCUGUGAUUGCCCAAUCUCGAGGCAAUUUUCCCUCGCUUCCAAUUUGUCUCGUUCUCAUUAAAAAAAUAUAAACACUUACUACUGCUAUCAUCAAAUUGCGCCGAUUCUACAUUUUUUUUCAGAUUUUCCAUGCUUUCUCUCGAGCUUCCCAAGACCCUGUAACUCUCAUUCUACAGCCAAACCCAUAAAUGGCGACCGCAUUCUUCUCACUCAAUCGCCUCAAAAUGGACCGUAUGAACUGGGUUUUUCUCCUUCUCUCGUGUUAUGCUGUUGCUGCUCGAGCUUCUGACUAUCUCCUCUCACCUAAAGGGGUUAACUUUGAAGUGGCUGCAUUAAUGUCGAUAAAGAGCAAACUAAUGUACGAGAAUCAUGUUCUUGAUGGUUGGGACAUAAAUUCGGUUGAUCCUUGUACAUGGAACAUGAUUGGUUGUUCUCCUGAAGGGUUUGUGAUAUCUCUUGAAAUGGCAAGUGCAGGAUUGUACGGGAUACUCUCUCCAAGUAUUGAGAAUUUGACUCAUCUUGAGACAAUGCUAUUCCAGAACAACAAAUUAUCUGGUUCAAUCCCAUCAGAAAUCGGGAAGCUCUCAGAGCUUCAAACUCUAGAUCUUUCGGGUAAUCAAUUCGAAGGUCACAUUCCAAGUUCUUUGGGUUUCUUAACUCAUCUCAGUUACUUACGGCUCAGUAGAAACAAACUGAAUGGACAAAUUCCCGAACCUGUUGCAAAUCUCACUGCUCUAUUGUUCUUAGAUCUUUCGUAUAAUAACCUCAGUGGUCCUACUCCCAAAAUUCUAGCUAAAGGCUACAGUAUUACAGGAAACAGCUACCUUUGUUCUUCCCUGUCGUCUCAAAUUUGCAACGAUGUCCCAAAACCUGAUGUUAAUGAGACGAGUUCAUAUACAAAAACCAAUUAUCACCAUGAACGGGUAAUUUCAGUUGCAGUUGGUGUAAGUUGCACGUUUAUUGCUUCUAUGAUGGUUCUCGUUUGUUGGGUGCAUUGGUACAGAUCUCGUCUUCUUUUAGCCUCCUAUGUGCAGCAAGAUUAUGAUUUUGACAUCGGCCAUCUAAGGAGAUUUACUUUCCGUGAACUGCAAACUUCAACUAGCAGUUUUAGCCCGAAGAACAUCAUAGGACAGGGCGGAUAUGGAGUUGUUUACAAAGGUUGUCUUCCAAAUGGGAAUUCGAUUGCAGUUAAAAGAUUGAAGGAUCCGAAUUUCACAGGGGAAAGGCAGUUUCAAACUGAAGUUGAAAUGAUUGGUUUGGCUUUGCAUCGGAAUCUUCUACAGCUAUAUGGUUUUUGUAUGUCUUCUAAUGAGAGGUUGCUUGUUUAUCCUUAUAUGCCUAAUGGGAGUGUUGCAGAUCGAUUAAGAGACACUCGCCAGGAAACUCCAUCAUUGGAUUGGAGCAAACGAAUGCAUAUCGCCAUCGGAGCUGCUCGUGGACUUGUAUACUUGCAUGAACAAUGCAAUCCGAAAAUAAUCCACAGGGAUGUAAAAGCUGCAAAUAUUUUGCUUGAUGAAAGUUUUGAAGCGGUUGUUGGGGAUUUUGGCCUUGCUAAGCUAUUGGAUUGUCGCGAUUCUCAUGUCACAACUGCUGUUCGGGGAACUGUUGGACAUAUUGCCCCUGAGUAUCUCUCAACUGGACAGUCUUCUGAGAAAACCGAUGUUUUUGGAUUUGGCAUACUUUUGUUAGAACUCAUCACAGGUCAGAAGGCUUUGGAUGCUGGAAAUGGUCAGGUUCAAAAGGGAAUGAUCCUUGAUUGGGUGAGGACCUUGUUUGAGGAGAAAAGACUAGAAGUGAUUGUCGAUAGGGAUCUAAGAGGAUGUUUCAGCACGGAAGAGCUUGAAAAAACAGUACAAGUUGCUCUUCUUUGCACCAAAUCAAGUCCCAAUCUCCGUCCAAAGAUGUCUGAAGUCCUUAGAAUACUAUUGAGCACAGUUGGGCAACAAUCAGAACAUAUGGAUGAACCACAAAACACAAGUGACAACACUGAGGUGCGAAAUUUCAGUUUCUCGAGAAACUAUAGUGGUGAUGGCAAUGGCGAGUCUUCCUUCGUCAUUGAACCGAUAGAACUUUCUGGACCCAGGUGAAUCAGCGCAUUCAAUACACAAAAAUAUUGCCCCUAGUUUGAAUAUGUUGUUGAUAAUGAGAUUAUAAUGUCCCCAUUGUUGAAGGCUGGCAAAGGAAGAAAUGGAUAUAGUUUUUUGUAAGAA
Messenger RNA from Impatiens glandulifera, 2234 nucleotides. Its product is annotated as probable LRR receptor-like serine/threonine-protein kinase At5g45780. The record is from RefSeq and is a predicted model, not a curated record. The transcript is spliced from 11 exons. Lineage: Eukaryota; Viridiplantae; Streptophyta; Magnoliopsida; Ericales; Balsaminaceae. Gene Ontology annotation, biological process: protein phosphorylation. Gene Ontology annotation, molecular function: ATP binding; protein kinase activity; protein binding. Bases 213 to 2111 code for a protein of 632 amino acids.